CCAGCCUGUUUGAUUUUCUAAACUUUCAACUUCAUUACAUUUCAGUAACAUAACCAUGGCAGGAAAGGCCAAGGAGUCGGCGGUCGACCUCGCCAAGUUUAUUGACAAGGGCGUUCGCGUCAAGCUUGCUGGUGGACGGGAAGUGCAAGGGAUCUUGAAGGGCUACGACCAGCUGCUGAACCUGGUGAUCGAUGAGGCUGUGGAGUACCUCCGAGACCCGGAAGACCCGCUCACGGUGACCGAUGAGACCCGGUCACUAGGGCUGCUGGUGUGCCGCGGCACUGCAGUGAUGCUGGUUGCGCCGUCCGCGGGCAUGGAGGAGAUUGCCAACCCCUUCCUCCAGGCGAAAGACGGCGAGCAGGCGGCAGAGGGCGACGAUGAAUAGAUUAGGUGUUACAUCUCUCUGGAGAUACUGAAACUCAAUCCCAACACUUCGACUUACGGACUUUGGUUAGGAUAGGUAGAGUACAGACAUGACUUCGUCCUGCUUCUUAGCGCCAAGCGCUUUCUGGAGACGUGCUAAGCACACACUGGUACUGCUUUCAUAGGCCUUCCUGCGCACGCAGACGGUUCUAGACACUUGUUACCACUCUCUCAUUUGGCCAACCCGACCGCAACUAUCUAGGAUCUCUCGCCACGGCGUCUACAAUCUAGCCAGCACUGUCUCAGCGGACCUGAGCUACCCUAGGGCUCAUCCGGCGGCGGAAUGCGGAGCAACUACUGCCGCCGGACGUCCACUGUACACGACGACUGUCGCCGUGUGGACCGGCAGGGCCGUCGCUUGGAGCAGUGCUCGGGCCAACACAGCCCGCCACAGCAGCUCCAGCUUCGCCUUGACCCGUCUUCUGCCCCACCUCAGGGGCGGCGGAGGCGGGACUUUGUACUGCACCGCCGCUCUCUCGCGGCGGCCUCCUGGCGGCUCCGCACAGCCAUGGGGUUUCCCGGUGUCAUCAGUUGGCUCAGGACAUGAGCGUCGAACCAGUUGGUCUAGCAGGUGGUGGUGGUGGUGGUCAGUCAGUAUUAUUCGUCCUCAGCCCAGCUUUCUAGCUUGUAGGUAUCAGGCAAAGCCGGGCUGCUCAGCAGUCGUCGCCGUCGGCUGGGAUGGGCAGCUGAUCGCCGGGGCUGACCACGUCGAGCGUGCGCCGCGCGGCGCUCUGCCACUCCUCGCCGUCGUCAUCGAUGCGAUGGCUGGCGGCGACGCUUCCCAUCUUGGACGCAGGGCUGGCGUUGGAGUAGCGGCUGUGAGGGGGAGUCGAAGGGCGUGGGAAGGGGUCAAUGACGGAACGUGGAGGAGCCGGAUUUGGAGUGGGCACUGGCGCUCAUGUUAAAGGCUCUCGUGUCCGGGCUGGCAUGGCAUUGCUUGGGUCAAUGGUGGCCGAGUCACCCGAGUGCGCUGCAAGACGCGGGGCGCAUGGUUGUCUCGCUUGGUGUGCAUGGCUAAGACCAAUGAAGGAAACAACGCUGCAUAAGUAUGGGCGAAAGUACUGAUUACACACAUGUACCGCAAGGCUGCUCAGUGCUCACCUGGUGGACAUGCGCGGGGACUCGGCGGGCGACUCCGUGAUGCGCAGCGAUAGCGAGCCAGGUGUGGCGCCCAUGCCGCUGGGGCCGUUGCGGGAGCCGGACACGUUGCUGGUGGCCCAGUUGGGCGACAUGUGGUCGCUGCGGGUCCUGUGGGUUGCAGCAAGGACGGCCGUUGUGUAUGGCGACAGGCGGAUGUGGUUGAAAGGUUUGCCGCAGGAAAGGCGGCCGCGGCGCCUCAAGGCGCAAAGGACAUUAAU
Molecule: messenger RNA, 1781 nt
Organism: Chlamydomonas reinhardtii
Lineage: Eukaryota; Viridiplantae; Chlorophyta; Chlorophyceae; Chlamydomonadales; Chlamydomonadaceae
Exons: 4
Coding region: 56-385 (109 amino acids)
Biological process (GO): mRNA splicing, via spliceosome; nuclear-transcribed mRNA catabolic process
Cellular component (GO): U6 snRNP; U2-type prespliceosome; catalytic step 2 spliceosome
Molecular function (GO): RNA binding
Source: RefSeq, a predicted model, not a curated record